This is a messenger RNA of Protomyces lactucae-debilis, 487 nucleotides long. Its product is annotated as ribosomal protein, large subunit. The record is from RefSeq and is a predicted model, not a curated record. Bases 63 to 389 code for a protein of 108 amino acids. NCBI's taxonomy places the organism in Eukaryota, Fungi, Ascomycota, Taphrinomycetes, Taphrinales, Protomycetaceae. The transcript is spliced from 2 exons. Gene Ontology annotation, molecular function: structural constituent of ribosome; RNA binding. Gene Ontology annotation, cellular component: cytosolic large ribosomal subunit.
CAGAGACUACGAGAAGCAUCCUUCUUGUACGAGUUCAGUAAAGGAAAAGGCUUCUACUUCAAAUGGCACCCAAGACAAACAAGAAGUCCUCCAAGGAGGGAAUCAACUCAAAGCUCGCUUUGACCAUCAAGUCUGGAAAGUACUUUUUGGGAUACAAGUCGGUGCUCAAGACUUUGCGAAGUGGAAAGGCCAAGCUGAUCAUUGUGUCUGCCAACACACCUCCUCUGCGCAAGUCGGAGCUCGAGUACUACGCCAUGUUGGCCAAGUGCGAUGUCCACCACUACGCCGGCAACAACAUCGAGCUCGGCACUGCAUGCGGAAAGCUCUUCCGUGUCGGUUGUCUCUCGAUUAUUGACGGUGGUGACUCUGACAUUCUGUCUCCCGCUUAGACUCCUUCUCUCUCUCCCUCUCUCUAGCAUAUCUCCUCAUUGCAUACUUCCCACACUUAUCUGUGACUAUCUUUUUGACUACUAUGUUUACUGAGCUG